AUGUAUAUAAAUCUAAUAAUAACCCCUUCCAUCCCUCUCUCACCCUCCAGCUUCCACCCGGGCUACCUAACAGCCGAUCGCCUCGCCAAAGCCAAAAACCUCAAGCUCGCCAUAACCGCCGGCGUCGGUUCCGACCAUGUCGACCUCAACGCCGCCAACAAGACAAACGGUGGCAUCACCGUCGCCGAGGUAACAGGCUGCAACGUCGUCUCCGUCGCCGAGCAUGUCGUCAUGACCAUCCUCGUGCUCGUGCGCAACUUCGUCCCCGCCCACGAGCAAAUUGCCGCCGGUGACUGGAACGUCGCCGCCGUAGCUAAGAACGAGUAUGACCUCGAGGGCAAAGUCGUUGGGACUGUGGCAAUUGGACGCAUUGGGGAGAGGGUGCUGAGGAGGCUGAAGCCGUUUGAUUGUAAGGAGUUGCUGUAUUAUGACUAUCAGCCGUUGAGUCCGGAGGUGGAGAAGGAGAUUGGGUGUCGGAGGGUGAAUUCGUUGGAGGAGAUGUUGGCGCAGUGUGAUGUUGUUACGAUCAAUUGCCCAUUGCAUGAGAAGACGAGGGGACUGUUUGAUAAGAAUCUCAUCGCGAAGAUGAAGAAGGGCUCCUGGCUUGUCAACACCGCCCGCGGCGCCAUCGUCGUCAAAGAAGACGUCGCCGAAGCCAUCAAAUCCGGCCACCUACGCGGCUACGGCGGUGACGUCUGGUUCCCCCAACCCGCACCCGAAGACCACCCGCUUCGCUAUGUCCAGGGACCUUGGGGAGGCGGUAAUGCGAUGGUCCCGCAUAUGUCUGGCACGUCCAUUGAUGCGCAGGUUAGAUAUGCGGAGGGCGUGAAGAGUAUUUUGGACGAGUACUUUUCUGGCCGGCAGAAUUAUAGGCCGCAGGAUUUGAUUGUGCAUAAGGGAGAUUAUGCGACCAAGGCGUAUGGGGAGAGGAAUAAGAUGUGA
Messenger RNA from Paracoccidioides lutzii Pb01, 942 nucleotides. Its product is annotated as formate dehydrogenase. Gene Ontology annotation, cellular component: cytosol. The transcript is spliced from 2 exons. The coding region runs from base 1 to 942 and encodes 313 amino acids. The record is from RefSeq and is a predicted model, not a curated record. Gene Ontology annotation, molecular function: oxidoreductase activity, acting on the CH-OH group of donors, NAD or NADP as acceptor; NAD binding.